This is a messenger RNA of Phoenix dactylifera (date palm), 5071 nucleotides long. RefSeq names its product putative helicase MAGATAMA 3. The record is from RefSeq and is a predicted model, not a curated record. Gene Ontology annotation, molecular function: helicase activity. NCBI's taxonomy places the organism in Eukaryota, Viridiplantae, Streptophyta, Magnoliopsida, Arecales, Arecaceae.
AUCGCGACCUCUGAGAAGAGAAAGCUAAGAAGAGAUCUCUCCAUCAGUGGAAGCGACCGACUUGAUCUCGCCUUCUUCCCCUUCUCUCUCCUUCUCUUUUCGUUCCAUUUGGUUGCAGAAACCAAUUGCCUGGGAAGUCCAGUAGAAGUUUUCGUACAGGUUAUGAUCAUUGAACAUUAGCAUUGACAUGACAUAGAUCUUUCCAUCUGAAGGACAUUCAAGAAGAUUAUUGUGGAUUUUAAAAUAGAAUUGUCAGUUUAUAUGCGUUUACCCAUGAAAUGGGGUGUCGUGGAAGGCCAUUAUUUGACCUUAAUGAACUCCCAGCUGAAGAGGAAAAUGAGAAUGAUAGUGUCCUUUUCCAGCCCCAGAAGUCUGUUCCUAUUCCAAAUCCUCACACCUCAAGCAUCUUUCCACCAUCAGAAGGUUGCCAGCGGAUAGUUAAUAACCAUGCAUUCACACAUGCUUCUUCGGGUUCAGGUUUUCAGCCUUUUGUAAGGAGUAAAGACCAACAGAACUCAAAGGAUGGCUCCAAACAGAAAGCAGAUGAUUCAAAUGCCAACCAAGCCUCAACAUCAAUGGCUACAAGUCAUAGAGAGGAUAAUAAAUUUUCACUGUUGGGGUCUUCAGGUAAUCAGGAUGCUCAAGCUGUUGAAAGGGAAGAAGGGGAAUGGUCGGAUAUGGAGGACAAUCUUGAUAAUCUUGAUACAGUUCGAAGCAAUAUUAGCGGUAAGCAUUUGGAGGUUAACACUGAAAUUGCACAGUUGCAAAAGGCAAUUGAAGAAAUUAAUCCUGUAUCUGUUAAGGCCGAUGAGAAUAGUUGCAAUGAUUCUAAUCUCCUUGGACCUAGCAAUAAUGAAGUUGGAGAUGCUUUUAAGGAUGCAAAAGUUCAAGACCCAUCAGGAUCAGAGAAUAACAGAACUGCAGACUGUAAUUAUAAAGGGGAUGCACUGGCAGAUGGCUUGGAAGAACCUUCUUCAAUUGCAAAGACCAAGGAGGUCAAAGGAGUUGAAGCCAGUUAUGCAUUGAGAUUUGCAAAUAAUCCUGCAAAGAGACCAAAGCUUGAUGAGCACAAGGAGGCAAUGUUAGGUAAGAAAAGAGGUAGGCAGACUGUUUUUAUUAAUGUGGAGGAUGCUAAGCAAGCUGGUCCUAUGAAAACUUCAACACCUAGGAGGCAAACUUCUUUUCCAACACCUAUUAUUACUCGUACUGUGAAAGACAUGUCUCGUGCUAGCCCUGCUGGUGUUGAAAGGGCUGUGGACAGACAGAGUCAGCUCAUAACCAAGGAUCAGAAGCAAUCUGACAUAGCAAGCAGUGAAGGAAGUAACCCUCUGGAGCCAAGUGACCAAAAGGCUGAAUCUAAUGGUGAUGUUAAUCCAGGGUCAAUAUCUCGCUCUAAGAAGAUAAACAACAAUGAGUUUUGUUCAGAAUCUUACUUACCACCAAUUCCAAGACAGGCUUCAUGGAAGCAGUCUGUAGACUCCAGGCAGUAUAAGAACCCAACCAUUUUAUCCCGAAAACCUUCUGUCACAGGUCAGAGCAUUUCAGAUCAGAAAUUGGGAAACAAAAAACAUCUUGCUUCUAAGAAGCAGAGUUCAAACAACAUACAGUACCAAGAUACAUCAGUGGAGCGGCUUCUGAGGGAGGUGACGAAUGAGAAGUUCUGGCAUCAUCCAGAGGAGACGGAACUUCAGUGUGUGCCUGGACGCUUUGAGUCUGUUGAGGAGUACGUGAGAGUUUUUGAGCCCUUGCUCUUUGAGGAAUGCCGAGCACAGCUCUACAGCACCUAUGAGGAGCUUACAGAGACUGUAACUAGGGAUGUACAUAUUAUGGUUCGUGUAAAAACUGUGGAAAGACGAGAAAGAGGAUGGUAUGAUGUCAUAGUUCUUCCCGUGCAUGAUUGCAAAUGGACUUUCAAGGAAGGUGAUGUUGCAGUUGUAUCAACCCCUCGGCCUGGUACAGCCAGAUCUAAUAAGAGAAGUAUUAAUUCCGGUGCAAAUGAUGACGAUGUUGAAUUGGACAUUACUGGAUGGGUUGUUGGUACUGUUAGGCGACACAUACCUAUUGACACACGUGAUCCUCCUGGGGCAAUUCUUCAUUUUUAUGUUGGCGAUUCAUAUGAUUCUAGUAGCAAGGUGGAUGAUGAUCAUAUUCUAAGGAAGCUUCAACCCCGGGGCAUUUGGUAUUUAACUGUUCUUGGGUCCCUUGCAACUACUCAGCGCGAAUACAUUGCUCUUCAUGCAUUUCGCCGUCUUAACUUGCAGAUGCAAACUGCAAUUCUGAAGCCUAGUCCUGAACACUUCCCCAAGUGUGAAGAGCAGCCUCCUGCCAUGCCUGACUGUUUCACCCAGAAUUUUGUCGAUCAUCUCCAUAGGACUUUUAAUGGUCCUCAGUUGGCUGCUAUACAGUGGGCUGCGAUGCACACAGCUGCAGGCACAAGCGGUGGAGUGGCAAAACGGCAAGAUCCAUGGCCUUUCACUCUUGUUCAGGGCCCUCCUGGAACUGGGAAGACACACACCGUGUGGGGCAUGUUAAAUGUUAUUCAUCUUGUCCAAUAUCAGCACUACUACACUGCUUUGCUCAAGAAACUUGCUCCAGAGAGCUACAAGCAAACUAGCGAGAGUAAUUCUGAGUGUGUUGGUAGCGGAUCAAUUGAUGAAGUUUUGCAAAGUAUGGACCAGAACCUCUUCCGGACUCUGCCAAAACUUUGCCCCAAGCCUAGAAUGCUUGUGUGCGCUCCUUCAAAUGCUGCCACAGAUGAGCUGCUGGCACGUGUCCUUGACCGUGGCUUCAUCGAUGGGGAGAUGAAGGUCUACCGUCCUGAUGUUGCUCGUGUUGGAGUGGAUUCACAAACCCGUGCAGCUCAGGCAGUUUCUGUUGAGCGAAGAACUGAACAGCUUUUGCUUAAGGGUCGUGAUGAGAUUAUUUGCUGGUUGCAUCAGCUGAAAAGUCGUGAACAACAGUUCUCACAAGAGAUAGCUCAUCUUCAGAGAGAACUUAACGUUGCAGCUGCAGCUGGUCGAUCCCAAGGAUCUGUUGGUGUUGAUCCUGAUGUUCUUGCUGCCCGGGAUCAUAAUCGUGAUGUACUACUUCAGAACCUUGCUGCAGCAGUAGAGGGCAGAGAUAAAGUUUUGGUUGAGAUGUCACGCCUUCUUAUCUUAGAAAGCAGGUUUCGUGCUGGAAGCAGCUUUAAUAUGGAAGAUGCACGAGCCAGCCUUGAAGCAAGUUUUGCUAAUGAAGCUGAAAUUGUUUUCACUACGUUGUCAAGCAGCGGGCGCAAGUUAUUUUCUCGUCUUAGUCAUGGCUUUGAUAUGGUAGUUAUUGAUGAGGCAGCCCAGGCCAGCGAGGUAGCAGUCCUGCCUCCCCUUUCACUGGGUGCGGCAAGAUGUGUUCUGGUUGGUGAUCCCCAGCAACUCCCUGCAACAGUCAUUAGUAAAGCAGCUGGAACCUUGUUGUAUAGUAGAAGCCUUUUUGAGAGAUUUCAACAAGCAGGUUGCCCUACCAUGCUAUUGUCUGUGCAGUAUAGAAUGCACUCUCAGAUACGUGAUUUUCCAUCUAGAUACUUCUAUCAAGGACGUCUGAUGGACAGCGAGAGUGUAGCCAACCUUCCUGACGAAAUUUACUACAAGGACCCUUUGUUGCAGCCUUACAUCUUUUAUGAUAUCAUGCAUGGACGGGAGUCCCACAGAGGGGGAUCGGUCUCGUACCAAAAUAUUCAUGAAGCACAGUUUUCUCUGCGGUUAUAUGUGCAUCUUCAGAAGUUUCUGAAAGCCAGUGGUGGCAAGAAAGUCACUGUUGGCAUAAUUACACCAUACAAGCUGCAGCUGAAGUGUCUCCAACGAGAAUUCGAGGAAGUUCUGAACUCAGAGGAUGGAAAGGAUAUCUACAUCAACACCGUCGAUGCAUUCCAGGGCCAGGAACGUGAUGUAAUUAUCAUGUCCUGCGUGCGUGCCUCAAAACAUGGUGUUGGAUUUGUUGCUGACAUACGCCGCAUGAAUGUUGCUCUUACUCGAGCUAGGAGGGCAUUAUGGGUCGUGGGCAACGCGAAUGCUCUCAUGCAGUCAGAUGACUGGGCUGCAUUGAUUGAAGAUGCUAAGGUGAGGAAAUGUUUCAUGGGCAUGGAUAGCAUCCCUAAAGAACUCUUGGUUCUGAAGGGGUCUGCCAGCACUCCAAAAGUUUCCUCGAAUAACAUGAGGAGCUCGAGGUCUGCUGGGAGGCAGCGGCAUUUUGAGAUGCUCCCAGAGCCCAAGUCUGGGACACCAUCUGAAGAUGAAGAGAAGGCAAACACACAUAUACCAAGGAAUGGUAGCUAUAGGAAUCCUAAGUAGAAUGGGAGUUCUCUGGAUGAUUUGAGGCAGUCCGGUGACAGGUCCCGAGAUGCUUUGCAGUAUGGCAUUGCUAGGAGGCAAAGAGAAUUCUUCUGGAUCUAAUAGGAGAGAUUGACAUUAACAGGCUUUCAUUUCUAUCUGGGGCUUUGUGCAAAUCCAUUUAAUUGACUGGCACUCAAUUCAUGCGGAAGCCUUAAAGAGAGAACUCGGGCAUUUGUGCAGGGGAAAAGAAGGCCUUUCUGACUGCCGACAUGCUGAUCGAUUGGGUUGCUGACCAUGAAACGCCUGCAGCUAUAAUGAUCGUCAGAAGGAAGGGCAUCCAGGAUUACUUGAGAACCAUCAUCAAAGAUGUCUCAGGUCUUCAGGAUGCUUGGAUCGAGCAGCUGCUGAGUGUUUUGGAAAGCUGACUGGGUGAGAAAUGUAAAGCUGCAAUUUUGGAAACAUUCAGCCAAGAGUACCUUAUGCUCCAUCUUUGUGGGGACUUUCGUUCACAGGUUGUGUUUGGAAAGCAAGAUAUUGAAGAGUUCCCAUUUGGAUCAAAUGCCUAGCUCAACUUCAAGCGGCAAGAUGGAGCUGCUCCAGGAACUUUGAAAGUUCGAAGACUACUCGAGCAGGCAAGAGCUCCAUUAAAUUUAGUAGUGCUUGCGUGGAGGAGACCUCCUGACAUUUUGGCAGCACUUGCUAGUUACCGUUAUACCUGCACCUAGGGCUUAACCUUAUACUUCUUGUUUGUCUGUAUAUGCUUG